This is a messenger RNA of Larimichthys crocea (large yellow croaker), 4240 nucleotides long. RefSeq names its product vacuole membrane protein 1. Lineage: Eukaryota; Metazoa; Chordata; Actinopteri; Sciaenidae. The coding region runs from base 23 to 1153 and encodes 376 amino acids. The record is from RefSeq and is a predicted model, not a curated record. The transcript has 10 exons.
UUCGUGGCGAGCGACGUACAAUAUGGAGUGCGUGAUGCUGAAGGCCUGUCUCUUCUCUCAGCAGGACUCCCUCCUGGUGAAUAAAAUGGCAGAGUGUGGGGCUGAAGGUGAACUACCUCAGAGACGGCUCGGUGUCAAGGAUCAGCAAAAUGGAGAGCUGACAGACUCAGAUUUGUCCGUGGAUGAGAGGAAACAGAGGGACAUUGAUGAGCGUGCAGCUCUGGUGUUAUGGAAGAAGCCUCUGCUGACACUCCACUACUUCACCCUGGAGCUGCUCGUCACCCUUAAAGAGUCGAUAUGCAGGCUCUGGCAGCAAAGACAGACUGUGUUUGGCCUGCUGAUCCUGCUUAUCCUCCUCUCCAUUGCCUAUUGUAUUGAAGGAGCACACCAGAAGUAUGUUCGCUACAUGGAGAAGAAGACACUGUGGUGCGCCUACUGGGUCGGCCUGGGCAUCCUGUCAUCGGUGGGUCUUGGCACCGGCCUGCACACCUUCCUCCUCUACCUGGGACCACACAUAGCAUCAGUGACCUUGGCGGCCUAUGAAUGUGGCUCAGUGGAUUUCCCCGAGCCGCCCUAUCCAGACCAAAUAGUUUGUCCCCACCACGAAGCACCAGCACCUGGAUCUGAUGCUGAGCAGGUGGGCGUGGAGGCCGCGGGGGCGGACGGGUUGGUGGGGUCGGCAGCUGUCCAGGGAAGCAUCACUCUCUGGACGAUUAUCUCCAAAGUCCGCCUGGAAGCUUGUAUGUGGGGUGCAGGUACAGCGAUAGGAGAGCUUCCUCCUUACUUCAUGGCCCGAGCGGCGCGGCUGUCCGGUGCCGACCCCGACGACGAGGACUACCAGAGGUUUGAGGAGAUGCUGGACCAGGCCGAGUCUGCUCAGGACUUUGCCACCCGAGCCAAAGUAGCAGUGCAGAAACUGAUCCACAGGGUUGGAUUCCUGGGGAUUUUAGCCUGUGCCUCUAUUCCAAACCCCUUGUUUGACUUGGCAGGAAUAACUUGUGGACAUUUUUUGGUUCCCUUCUGGACUUUUUUUGGUGCAACACUCAUCGGAAAAGCAGUCAUCAAAAUGCACAUUCAGAAACUGUUUGUGAUCAUCACCUUCAGCAGGCACAUAGUGGAGCAGAUGGUCUCUCUCAUCGGCAGACGGAGGUGAUGAGUCCUUCUGUGUUGAGGAGGACGGGGAGCUGUAGAGGUCACAGAUCACACCACAUGUCAGCGUCUCUAUUUUGAAUUAUUUUGUCUUUGUUACUUUAAAUUAUUUAAAUUUUGUACAAAGAAAUGAAAUAUUUAUACUUCAUACUUCAUUUAUUGUGUGUGUGUAUAUGUGAGGUGUGUGUGUGUGUGUGUGUGUGUGUGUUCUCCUCACAAACACAGAAUAAGCUGGUCAAAAUUGUGCCUCGUUGGUUUGAUGGACUACCCUAAAAUUGACUUUGAUUGUAAAGUCCACCAACAGGCAGCAUUGUUGAAUUUCACUAAACACACGGAUAUAAGUUGUCAAACAGUUUGUGGUUCAUAUGUUUAUGUGGCACAGUCGCACUGUACUGUAUGACCACUCAGAAUAAUUCGGAAAAAUUAGGGGGGAAAAGUGGUGUACGUUUUGGUGGCACUGUGGAACAGUGGCGGUGCUGUGGUUUCUCCUGUGUCUCUGGACGAGAGCUGUUGGUGUCCAGAAAUACUGAUCAAACUGUGUUGAGUCACUUUGAAUUUAGUGUUGAAUGAAGUGGUAAUCCCCCCUCUCAAAACACAGUAAUUUUGCACAUUUGAAUGACACAGACUUGAACAAAAACAGCAUGCGUAGCGGUUAAUGUCACUUUUCUGUCUGUUGGACUUGAACUCAUCACGUAUCCGAACAGUUUUAUACCCGCUUCAACCAAAAAACUUAACUCAGCUGCUGAGCUGCACUUCUUACCUGACACACAGUCAGACGUGUAACACAUUUUUAACAUGUUGAUUUCUUUAAAUAUCUACAGCUUUGCUUUUUAAUUAUAUAAAUAUAUAUAUUGUUCCUUAUAUGUGAUAAAUGUAUAAAUACAUGUGUCCUUGUUGCAGCUAAUAAAUCUUAACAUUUAAUAAUAUUUCAUUAUUUUUUCUUCGUUCUUAAGUUAUUGACUUACUGACUAAAUGAAAAUGACUUGAUGGAGUUACGAUCUUUUGCUCUUUCAUAUCUAUAAACCUACAUGUUACCUAUUUGAUGUUGAUUAAGAAACAAAUUAUCACACACACACUGCACAAUAUUUAACUUUAAUAUGUGCAGGUAUGUAAGAUACACCCAGAGUGUUGAUAAUAAGCCACAUAUAUUUGCUGGGAAUGAUUUUUACAACCCAUGCAAGUGAAGCAUCUUGUGCUUUUUUUUUUUUUUUUUUUUUUUUUGCACAACUUCUGGAAGUAAUUCAAUCAAUUGGAAAACAACAGUUAUAAAGUUUGAUAGGAUCCACACAUGCAGGCUUUUGUGGCUGUAAAACCACCUAGAUUUUAACUUUACUUUCCCUUAUUGAUAUUAUUAUCCUUUUUUUUAACAAUGCCAUAUUCUUUCUCUUUGGAAGAACAAAGUGAGAAGAGUCACAUUUUAUAGAUCUGUUUGGAUUAACUGUCUUUUUAUACUUCACAAUAAAUUUGUUAGACCCGUUUAUAUUUUUGGAUGCUGACCUAUAAAAAGAGUACUCUCGUGUGAAAUGCAUAAGAGAAUUGCUUAUUUGAAAUAAUAUACAGCAUUAAUUUGUGUGUCAGUUUCUGUCCUUUACUAUGACAUUAAAUGACAAAAACUGUUGGAAGACAAAAACUACAAAUUGAAUGUAGUUUUAGGCACAUUUUUGCUUAUGUUUCAGCUCAUUAAAUAACAUUACAGAUGUGGAUCUAUUAGCUUUAUUUUAAUCACGAGUGAAGCAUUGUAUACAUUUAAUAAAUUAAUAGAACCAACAUGCAUGCUCUUCUACAGGGCUUCAUUAGUAUUUUUAAAGCGAAUUAUGCUUGCCAUAAAUUGAGAUAUGAUCCAUUUUUGUCAGAAGCGAGCCUUUAUAGUUAAUACAGAAAUUUGGCAAGAGCUUUCAGAGGGUAAAAAAUCCGAUGUUUUGCUAUUUAAAAAGUGCUGUAAAUAGUUUUGUUCAAACUGAUUUAUUUCCUUGUUUGUCAAGGCCACAGUGUCUCAGAGCCUAACUGAGGAAAAAACAUACAAGUGAGGACUUUUCUGUUACUCUGACUUAAAGCACAGGAUUGUAACAAACCAGUUGUUAAAGUUUGUUCAGUAGCUGCUGUGUAAAUAGUACAGGCUUAAUGUUUGCCAAAUUACAUCUUAUGGCUGUUAUAACUUUCAGCUUCUAGUUUUUUCUCUGCCUCGCCUCGUCUCAAUUUAGAAAAGAACCAUAAAUACCAUUUUAAAUUUCAAAAACUUUUACUGAACAUUAAAAGUCAGCAGCAGCUGUUACAGUACUGUACCACAUGAAACUUUACAUCUAUUUAAUGCAUGCACAGGUUUCACAAAUGUCUCAUUUAAUUCUAGUGAACAGGAAGUUCGUUUUUUUAUCUCUGAUUAAGAGAGAUAAUCUUCUGAACUCCUCUCACAGAAACACACAGAUGUUCAGCACAGGUACUCACGGAUAUAUUAUGAACAAACUUACAGCAGAAAAUCUUAAAUCCAGAAAUCUGACAACCCCCUGCUGCAAAAAGUGAAAAUAUAGUCCCAAGAAGCAUAAAAUCAUCAGAUUUUUUAAUGGAAAGACCAAGAGACAGUCCUGACUGUGAGGCAUUAAAAACGUGUUUUAGACUGCUAGCUUUGAGCCUCUUUGUUGGUGGAUUUGCCCAGGCUCAUGACUCAGUAUUGCUCAUCGUGUAGGAGAUGAUUCGCCCGCCAUUUCUGAAAAACUGUUUCUCUCGCUCUUUGUUCUUGCUUGUUUACCCCUAUCUGCUGAACUCGUGUUUUUUUCCUCCUGUGUUUUCUACUCUUCCCCGUGCAAAGUCAUGUUCAGUUUGUUUUUAAAUCCAGGAUGUAUAUAUUUUAAAAUAAGUUUGUGUAAGUUUCUGUGUGUUAGUAGAUGUCAGGAAUUUGUGAAGUGGGGGGAUGGGAAUAGGAGAGGCUUUGUUUCCCUCCAAAAAAAAUCCUUGCUUGAUUUUUGAUACCGUGUGUCCUAACCAUUUUCUAUUGUGUAAUUUAAAGCGUGAUCCAUCUGUUAGACUUCCUGUCUGCUUUAUGCCCAUUCACAUGUAGGAUAUCCAUUACCUGGUAUAAAGUUAAUCAUUACUAAAA